AUGAAGCCUACGGACGUUCAAUUCGUCAUUGGACUAUCCGGCUACUUUGUCAAAGAUCUCGAGGCAGUUCGCCAGAGUCCAGCGUACGACCCUUUGAGGGACAACAUCUCGCCACGCACACCUGGUUUCCGAAGCGUCGUACAAGCUGGGCAAGUUAUUUCAAUCAUACUGCAUCUUCCUUGCGGCGAGAUCGCAGUAGGAGACUGCGUUGAUGUCAUUUUUUCCGGUGCUGCAUCGCGAGACUCCCUCUUCAUUGCAGAAGAGCACCUCCCUAUCCUCGAGGCCGUGGUGAAGCCCUGGCUGCUGAGUUGCGACAUCUCGAAUUUCCGACAGAACGCGAAAUGGGUUGACUUGCCCUGGAAGCAAUUGCAGAAUUGCAAGCUCCACUCCGCAGUCCGGUAUGGUCUCACGCAAGCGCUCCUUGCAGCCACCGCACUGGCUCAGCGCCGUACAAUCGCCGAGGUGAUAUGUCGCGAGUGGAGACUCGCCUCAAUUUCAGAUCAUCCCGUUGAUAUUCUCGCGUCCUGCCACCGCAAUGACACGCUUCAGCUGGACCGAAUGAUCAUGAAAAAGGCGCCGAUGCUCCCUCACGCCUCGUUUGUGCAUGUCUCCGAUAUAGGUCCCCGGGGUACAGUAUUGAUGGACUACGUGAGCACCGUCGCUCGUCGGAUCCAGGAACGCGCUCCACCAGGCUACCACCCCCGUCUUCAUUUCGAUGUCUACGGUACCCUAGGAGAUGUCUUUCCGGAGACAUCGAGGCUUGCUGAUUUUCUAGGCCAGCUACGUCAGCGCGCCCGACCCUACGCCCUCCUCAUCGAAUCACCCAUCAUUGCGUCCUCCAAAUCGGCGCAGAUCCAGCGACUGGGGGACCUCCGUGCUUGCCUAAAACGCAAAGACAUUGAUGUCAAGAUCGUCGCGGAUGAAUGGUGCAAUACGCUGCAGGACAUAAAGGAUUUUGCGGAUGCGGAUGCGGUCGAUUACGUGCAGAUCAAAACGCCUGAUCUUGGCGGGGUCGAUCAGAGUAUUGAUGCGGUGCUGUACUGCCACAACAAGAAGAUCGGGUGCUGUUUGGGAGGAUCUGCGAAUGAGACGGACGUGUCCGCUCGCAUCACGGCGCAUGUGGCGUUGGCGACGAGGCCGGAUUUCUUGCUGUCCAAGCCAGGGAUAGGCGCCGAUGAGGGGUUGAUGAUCCUUACGAAUGAGAUGCUGCGGGGGAUUGCGUUGGCGAAGAAAGCGCAUUGUAGAUUGUAG
Molecule: messenger RNA, 1251 nt
Organism: Aspergillus udagawae
Lineage: Eukaryota; Fungi; Ascomycota; Eurotiomycetes; Eurotiales; Aspergillaceae
Product: putative methylaspartate ammonia-lyase
Exons: 1
Coding region: 1-1251 (416 amino acids)
Molecular function (GO): methylaspartate ammonia-lyase activity
Source: RefSeq, a predicted model, not a curated record